AUGUUUCGGGACUAAAUGUGCCACAUGAGCAACACAAAGACACAGAAGCAAAUAAUCGCAUUCGUCGGUACUUAGCGGCUUACUUGGCCAACGGCUGCGAAACCCUGACACGAUCGUCAGUGACUUCCCAAAAUAGCGCGCCCCGGGUGCGGUCCACGGUCCCAAACCCAGAAUAGACGAGCGGACAUCCUCCCACUCACUCCAAACACAUUCUUCCACUGCCCAGGCAACCCCCGGAAGUGAUCGGCCUCUCGUUAUUCUGCCAUGGCAUCCACACUCACAGUCGAAACACCUCAGCAACCGAAAUCUCGGAGCGUAAGCAAGAACAGCUCCAUCAAUAGCCUCUACACGGAGGGAAGCAAUGUCGAGAGCGGCUACAUGUGCGCGCUUCAGGAGCGACUGCUCGCCGAGUGCGCCAACCUGACCAAAGACAGUGACUGGCAGCACGCUCUCGUACUCGAAAUCGGCUGCGGGUGCGGCGACACCACGAGGCAACUGUCGGACCGCCUUUCUCCACUCCUCGUUCACGGUGUUCUCGGCAUAGACACGGAUCAGGGAGCCAUCGACUACGCUUUUUCGGUGCACGCCGACGAGAAGACGGAUUUCGCCACGGCCAACGUGGAAGACUUGAACACUUUCGAACUUAAAUGGGGCGGCCGUUUUGACUGGCUAUUCUCGUCGCACGCGCUGCUCUUCGUGAAGGAUCAGCCCAAAGCGCUUAGGAACUUAAUGUGGUGUCUGAGGCCAGGGGGUAGAUGCUUCAUCGCAGUGCCCGCAGCAAAGCCGUCAGAUCUUCACUCAGCAGCUGUCAAAGUGAUACAAUCCUCCACAUGGAGCAAGUACUUUGAGACAAUCCCAGAGCUGGUUGCAGACAUGGCAGAUAAAAACUUCAAUCGUCUGUGGUUCCAUCAUCCGCAAGCAGACCGCAUAUAUUCAGCACUCCUCGAACAAGUUGGCUAUGAAGUUUUGAAGACUAAGCAGCUGGAAUUCAAAUACAACUUUGCAUCAACUGCAGAAUAUAAAGAGUUCCUCGAGACAAUGUUUGCAAAGCCCAUUCAACUUGUACCAGACACAAAACGGCCAACAUUUGUUCGUGAACUUGCAAAGGCUGCACUGAAGAAGAUGAAGAAGAAUAAAGAUGGCACUUACACUUGGAUUGUAAAGUAUGUGCUCGUCCUAGCUAGAAGGCCAGAGCUACUUUAAGGGGCAGCCAUAAACCUUUGUUCAGGUGACAUUACUUCUGUCUUUCUAAGUGCUGAAGAGGAAUACUCAAAAUGUCAAAACACUGCCACUCUCAAUGCUCUAGCAACACUGGCUGUCUUAUGGUACAUUUUACUGGUCACCUUUGAGCGCUCGGAACACAUUCACCUGGUUCAUUCAGAGCACUAUGCUCCAGCUCAGAGCACUUGGACGCACUCCGGAAGUGCAACUGAGACACGAGAUCACAUGGUUGCUCAGAUUGCUCUGGGAGCAGCUGAACGUUUGGCUGGGGCAGGCUUUCUUUGGCUUUAAUCUCGAGAAGGAUCUGCAUCACUGCAAACCAACUUGAAGCGUGGUAGGAACCAGUUGAAGGUACCAUUAUAUUUACUUUUGUAGCAUUUGCCACUCUCAGCUUUGCAAGUUUCUGUACAGAUCGUAUAUGUGACUACUUCUACAUUUGAUUUUACAUUCAAACAAUGUAGUAAUCUCUGAGCGCAUACAGCAAAGGCACCAUAGUUGGUGACAGUAAGUUUUCUGUUGUAGAAAUGAGAAAUGUAAUGUUGCAUUAGAAAUAAAGACAGGCUUUUCAAUAAAACCUUUAAACUUCGACAUCUAGGGUAUGUAUGCUUUUGGUGUUUAAUAAAAAUGUUCCAAAGAGCGCAA
Messenger RNA from Dermacentor albipictus, 1863 nucleotides. Its product is annotated as juvenile hormone acid O-methyltransferase-like. Gene Ontology annotation, molecular function: S-adenosylmethionine-dependent methyltransferase activity. The record is from RefSeq and is a predicted model, not a curated record. Lineage: Eukaryota; Metazoa; Arthropoda; Arachnida; Ixodida; Ixodidae.